Messenger RNA from Coccidioides immitis RS, 759 nucleotides. RefSeq lists its product as uncharacterized. Gene Ontology annotation, cellular component: nucleosome. The record is from RefSeq and is a predicted model, not a curated record. Lineage: Eukaryota; Fungi; Ascomycota; Eurotiomycetes; Onygenales; Onygenaceae. The transcript is spliced from 4 exons. Gene Ontology annotation, molecular function: DNA binding; structural constituent of chromatin; protein heterodimerization activity. Bases 1 to 759 code for a protein of 252 amino acids.
AUGGGUCACAUUAAGAGUUUUCCCCAUGCACAUCCAUUUCACACAGCUGGAGAGAAGCAGCACAAGGCUACAUUGAAAGAAUGGGCCCUGAAGAAGAGUAAUUGGCAUAAAGCUAAUAAAGAUGUUGACCUGGCCAACUUUGAUCAGGAGAAUCCCCACCCCUGUCCCCCCAUUCAAAAUUGGAAGGCCAGCACUCAUAUGUCAAAAAAUGCCAUCAAGAAAAUCCACCACUUCCAGAGCUCUACCAAGCUAAUCUUGCUGGUGGCCCCAUUCCAGCAAUUAGUUCAGAAAAUUACUUUGUCCUGUCAUCAAGAACAUGAAUAUUACUGGCAACAUACUGCCAUUGAGUCACUUCAGAAGACAGCUGAAGCAAUCUUGUGUGCUCUGUUUGAGUGCUCUGUUAUGGCAAUGGCGCACCAUAAGCACAUUAUGGUCAACACCAAUGAUAUGAAGCUCAUUCUUGGCAUCAGUACCAAAAUCAGGUCAAACUAUUUCAGCCCAAUUGAUGCACCUGAUUACUCCACCCCUGCCACCAUCACCCAUCACCCACAUGCUGCCCUCAUCCCACCAACUACUGCUGCCACCUUUCUGUCUCCCCCCAGCAUCAUCAGGAUCUCCACCCAUCAAAUGGUGGGUAUUAGAGCCCCUGUCUGGUUCACAAAGCUGGUUCUGGAGGAGCAGGAGGAGGAGAAGAAGAAGAAGAAGAAGAGAAAGAAGGAGAACAAUAAUAAUGAUGAAGAUGAUGAUAAUGAUGAUUAA